UGUAACCGUUGAGAUUGUCAAUUGUGUACCGACUAACACUACUUUACUAUUCGUUCAGGUAGCCUACUUCAUAUCUGAGUUGAAAUCCGCUGGAGAUGAUUCACUUGGAGAUGCCACGCCAGCGCCUUCUCUUUCAUCCCCGGCUGUUCCCUCACCAUGGUCAAGCCCUCGUAAAGUAGAAAGUCCUCAUCCUGUCAGAGACGAAUAUCAGUGUUGUAAAACAGUGGUGUUACCUGGGGCAUCUUGUUUGUUCGUCACGUUCGAUCCAAGGUGUGCCACACAAUACGAAUAUGAUAAGGUGAUUCUGUAUGCCGGCAAGACAACCACUGGUCGUAAAGUAGCGGAGUAUGGUGGUAACUCGUUCGGUGUGGGUAGUAGAGGAGUGAUACGAUUAGGUUGGCCCAAGGAACCUGUCAAGGUGGAGGGUGACGCAGUGACCAUCUCCUUUCAGUUGAAGAGUACACGAGAGCGUAACACUCCUGACAAUGCUGUGUGGGGAUUUAGCUGCAUUAUUAGCACCAAGGAGCACGAUGAAAAAUCUUCCAAGCUACCGUUCUUUGACGACUUGUGCCUUGGCCUCUCUGUGCUCACCCACAGCUUGCUGAACGUUAGGUACCAGGGUCCUCCAAGUACUGAGGCAGAAGAUGCCUGUCACCAUCUGCUCGAUUCGAAGCUACUGCAAAGGUGUGUUUGGCCGACUACUGCCGAGGGAGCGUCGGGAACUUCCGGGAUUACCAUUACUGUUGAGUCAGAAAAGGGUUCCACUACAAGUCUUGACAGUAUCGUGUCCAAACCGAGCUCGAAACUUUCUCCUGAACUUUUAAAACGUCUUAGAGGUGCAGCAGGCGUACCAGCCCCCACCCUCCGUCCCAGUCUGCGUCAAGCCCUCCAGUCUGACGCCAUCGAGGAAGUGGUGCUGCGGUGUGUCAUCAACCACCUGAGGCUCACCAAGACUGUGCAUGGACUGGAGCUUCUCCAGGCGACGGAGACAGAGGGCGAGGAGUACAGGCACCUGUGUGGCGUGAUGAAAGAUGUGUUCAGUCGACUGAAUGGUCUGAUCAGACAGCUUCAGAACAUGGCGGAGAUGGAACAGAAGUGGGCUCACGAGCUGGAUGAUGUGCGUGAAGGAAUCCUACAGCCGAGUGCUGCCUUCUUCAAUGACUUCCACUUACAAGAGGCUAAGAGCAAGGAACUAGAGUUGCUGUGCUCUCUGAAAAAUGUUGAGUUCGAUCCAAUCGAGCAGGAACAGUCUGUGGGCAAACUCAUACAACGUUUGGAAACUGAAGCGAAGACAGAACGCCAAGACAUUGAAAACACAUUGGACGUGAUGCCAGUGACCAAGAAGUUUCUGUUUUCAGUCAUGGAGUGUGCGGAGUUGCUGUGUAAUGUGACAAUCGAGUCCAGUGGAAAUAAAGUCGCUCCUGAGAGGAGUAUCUCGCACUGCAGCUUUGUACCUGAUCAUGGACAACAAUCACGACAGUCCACCUCCUUGAAUCAGCUUCAUACUCCUUCCUCACCGCUCCUCAGUCGCUCACUAUCAGCGCCGUCCACUCUGGAUCAGUCGACUACAGUUCAAGAAGGCAUACAUGACGUGCGCAGGUUACAACGCUGGAGAGCGAAUGUUCAAAAGAAGCACAGUCGAUGUUCUGCUGAAGAUCAGACGGACUGUGAUGUGAAUGUGAGGACUUUUGUUUCAACUGUGGCCGAGAUUUUCACUUUUAUUGGCAGUGAUCCCGAUAAAGCUGUGACUUGUUCCAGUUUCCUCGCUGCAGCUCGUGCCCGGAAUGAGCGGGGUCUGCAUCGAAUUCAAGCUCUUCAGUGUAUGAUAGAAUUAGUAACAGUUUGUUCUCGGAUUGGAACUCAUGUGCCUCACCUUCUCGCUUCUGUGGCCUCCAUUCUCGCGCAAGGACCACGGACUGAAGAGCUUAAGUGCGGAGGCAUGGUGCGAGAAGUGCGUGACAUGUUCUCGGCUGUAGUGCAAGCGGUGGUCCAACUGGCUUCCUCUGAGCCCACAGUGUACCGUGACAGCGUUGUGGUGCUCUCUGUCUGCCCAUUCUCCUGGCACGAGGAGCGCUGUGUUAUGAGAAGUAGUCUUGUGUAUCUGCUGGAUAAACUGUGUUCUUUGAGAAGCGAGAAAAGUGCCACAGCAGUCAAUCUAUCGGCCAUGGCUUGGGCCGGUUUUCAAGUCCUCUUGGAUCGAAUUGUGCAGUGGGAGAAUGAUAAAGAUUACCGCGCUGGUGCAAUCGAGUGGUCAGGCUUGGCUCAUCAGGUGUCCAGUCUCUUAUCAAACUACUUGAACUGUGUGUUGGAGGAGAGUCGUAAGGAUGGUGUUACUGCCAGAGACGCCCUGCAGUAUGUCAUGAAACUGUUACACGGCAUCAGCAGGUGACUUUGGUUAUAGAAUUCAAAUAGUUUAAGAAUUAUUGUUGCGAGGCUAAAUCAGCCCUCGAAGCAAAGUGUGGCAGUACAUUCAAGGCGUAAGCGGAAUCUUGAUUGAUUUGUCUUUGGCCGGACAGUGAAACUGACUUAUUCUGAAUUUGCGCGCUCUACUUUCGCGAGACACUUCGUGCGGCAUAAAUUCGCAGUUUGACACUUUCUUUGUAGCAGAGGACCCAUUCGCCUUAAAGGCGAUUUCCAGUCCGCACUGCGCAGUCUCAGCACCCUAAUGUUGUCUCACAGUCGAUGGAAUGCGAAUCGAUGUUGUUCGUUACGAACCACCUACCUCAUCUUUGAGGCCUUUCAAAUUCUUUUUCCAACACGGUCAUUGAUUUUUACAACUACGAAGUUGUCUCAUCAAGUGAUAUAAGAAAGAACGAAGCAUAAAGCUUCGGCCGCUUCGCAUUCAUAACGGCGGUUGUUUUCAGUGAAACUUUG
Messenger RNA from Orbicella faveolata, 2874 nucleotides. Its product is annotated as putative E3 ubiquitin-protein ligase HECTD4. NCBI's taxonomy places the organism in Eukaryota, Metazoa, Cnidaria, Anthozoa, Scleractinia, Merulinidae. The record is from RefSeq and is a predicted model, not a curated record. Gene Ontology annotation, molecular function: ubiquitin-protein transferase activity. Gene Ontology annotation, biological process: glucose homeostasis.